UCCCUAAACCGUACCGUUCACAACGAUGUGGAAAAAUUACUGUUUUUCAAAAUAUUUUCCAUAAUUUUCCAUUUGAAAGCGCUGAAGGAGGGGGCCCUCGGAAUAUGUACAUUUAAGUUAAAUAUCUGAGCGUGUGACUUGCUGUGUUAAGGUUAUUUUUGAUCGGGGUCACUGACAACAAACAGCCGGACUCCAUUUUUUGCCAAUAAUUCGUGAAAAAGUCAUUCGCCAUGGGUGUUCCAAAGUUCUUCAGGUACACUAGCGAGAGGUACCCCUGCCUCAACGAGUUGGUGAAGCAGUACCAGAUCCCUGACUUCGACAACAUGUAUCUGGACAUGAAUGGCAUCAUCCAUAACUGCUCGCACCCAGACGACAACAACCCGCACUUCCGCAUCACCGAAGAGAAGAUCUUCCAAGACAUCUUCCAUUACCUCAGCAUACUGUUCCAAAUCAUCAAGCCCAAGAAACUGUUCUUCAUGGCUAUUGACGGAGUAGCGCCCCGCGCUAAGAUGAACCAGCAGAGGGGAAGGAGAUUCAGGUCUGCCAGGGAAGCAGAAAAGUUAGAAGAAGAUGCCAGGGCUAAAGGCGAGACCCUCCCGACGGAGAAGCGCUUCGACAGCAACUGUAUCACCCCAGGAACGGUCUUCAUGGCGCGCCUGCACGAGCAGCUGCGAUACUUCGUCAAGCAGAAGAUGUCCACCGACCCGCUGUGGUCCAAGGUCAAGGUCAUACUGUCUGGACACGAGACUCCCGGCGAAGGUGAACACAAGAUCAUGGACUACAUCAGGUGGUCGCGCUCGCAGCCGGGCUACGACCCCAACACGCGGCACUGCCUCUACGGGCUGGACGCCGACCUCAUCAUGCUUGGCAUGUGCACCCACGAGCCACACUUCGCACUACUCAGGGAGGAGGUGAAAUUCGGCAAAACUACCCAGCGCGCGACCAGUCCAGAAGAAACAAAUUUCUACCUUCUCCACUUGUCUCUACUCCGAGAAUACCUCGAACAGGAGUUCAUAUCUAUCAAGGAUAAUCUCCCUUUUAAAUACGACAUAGAGAAAGUUGUGGACGACUGGGUUCUUAUGGGGUUCCUUGUGGGCAAUGACUUCAUACCCAAUCUGCCGAACAUGCAUAUCAAUAACGACGCUCUACCGCUGCUCUAUAAGACGUAUAUGACUGUGCUGCCGACUUUGGAUGGGUACAUAAACGAAGCCGGGGACUUGAACCUGGGCCGUUUCGAGGUGUUCAUGCAGGAGCUGGCCAAGAUCGACAAGGAGAAGUUCCAAGACACGUACGCUGACCUGAAGUACUUUGAGGGCAAGACCGGGCGGAGGCCCAACGCCAACGAGAGGAGAGAGUACAAACCCAACAAUGACGAGACGUUCAACAUCAACAUCGACGACAUCAAGGCCAACAAGCCUGACGACGAGCUGCAAGCUCUCAUCAACGCAACGCACGAUAUGUUUUUGGAUGAUGGAUUGGAGGACAACGACGAUUAUGAGGAGACUAGUGACGAGGAAGCCAACUUCGAAAUGGAGUUUAUAAUGCACAAGAAAGAUUAUUAUAUGAACAAGUUGGAUUACUCCAAAGUUACUGAUUCUUUCAGCGAAGUGCUGGCGGACCAGGCGGAGUGCUAUGUGCGUGCUAUACAGUGGAACCUGCACUACUAUUACAAGGGUUGUCCUUCCUGGUGCUGGUACUACCCGCACCACUACGCGCCAUACAUAUCAGACAUUAAAGGCUUCAAGGAUCUCAAGAUCGAGUUCGAGCUGGGAGAGCCUUUCAAGCCUUUUGAACAGCUGUUGGCGGUGCUCCCUGCCGCCAGCAAGCACCUGCUGCCGGCGCCGUUCCACGACCUGAUGACGGACGAGGAGUCCCCCAUAGUCCACUACUACCCCGUCAACUUCGAGACCGACCUGAACGGCAAGCGGAACGACUGGGAAGCGGUCGUGCUCAUACCCUUCAUUGAUGAGACGAACCUACUAUCGGCGAUGGGGCCGUGCUACCAAAGACUAACAGAAGAAGAGCACAAGCGCAACUCGCACGGACCUAUGCUUGUUUACAACUGGACUGCCAACCCCCAAGGUCCAGUAGUAGCGCCAGCCUACUUCCCCACCAUCAAAGAGGGCCACGCCACCGAGCAGCAGAUCUGGCGCCGCGAGUUGGACGUGCCCGAGGACCAGCUCAAGCGAGGCAUGCUGCCCAACGCGCGCAGAGACAUGUUGUUCCCAGGCUUCCCUACUAUGAGACACCUGCCUUAUACUACAACUCUAAAGAAAGCCAAGGUGCGUGUGUUCGACCGUCAGUCGCUGAACGAGAACAUGAUAGUGCGGCUGGUGUAUGAGCCCAGUCCCGAGCCGGCGCUGGAGGCGGUGGCCGCCGAGCUGCUCGGCCGCGUUAUCUGGGUGGGCUGGCCUCAUCUCACCAGGGCCAAAGUGAUAUCAGUGUCAAACGAAAAGAUGCGGCUGCACCACGUGGAUGCCCAGAACAACAACGUGGGGGGCGGCAGCUACACCAGCGAGCCCAACAGUGGGAACCUGCACAAGCAGUGGCUGUCCGAGCGAGCCACCGUCAUUGAACACAAUCAUAAUCGUCUUGGAAUUGAAGUCGGUACUGUGAAAAUAAUAGUCCACGCAGUCAAUCUGAAAGGCUACAAAUACACAAUCCAGGACAAUACACAAAUGGUUCAGGACCCAGAAUGGUGCAGUGUUCCUUGCGGCUACGCGCUGCAAGCUGUUGUGAAGGAUGUGUCCGCGCAUAUAGUCCAAGAAGCAGGUAAAUAUUCGACGCCUCUGGAGGCGUACCCGCCCGGAGACCACGUGUUUUUACUCACUCAGGGGCAGUACUACGGCUGCCUCGCUACUGUGGUGGACUCGGAGUCGAUCCGAAGCGGGCGCAUCAAGGUGUGCGUGCGCGAGACUGCGGAACCCGUGCCCACGAGGCACGCCGCUGCCUGCCCCUACAGAAGCGCCAACCACGCCGCCGCCGCUUGCGGAAUAUCAGCUCAAAUGUUGUCAAGAAUCACGGGCACUGUGUUCGUGGUGUGCGGCGAGAGGAACGACCUGCCUACUGAGGGCCAGCAGAAACUCAACGUGGGGCUCAACUUGAAGUUUAAUAAGAAGAACCAAGAAGUGUCUGGUUACACGCGUCGCUGUAAGGUGAGCAACUCGUGGUUGUACUCGGAGCGCUGCAUCAACGUGGUGCGGGAGUACGCGGGCAAGUUCCCGGAGCUGUUCGACAAGCUGGUGCGGCAAGCGGGGAACGACGUGUUCUUUGAGGGGGACCUCUGGCCGGGGGAGAUCGGCAAAAACAAGCCUCAAGAUGUGAUAGCCUGGUUAAAGACACAGCCUCACUACUCGGCGCCGCGCCGUGAGUGUGGCUCGGACGCGCUGGAGCCCGAGGAGAUGAAGGCGUUAGCAACCUCGCUUGAUAAGCAGCUGCAGAGCCUCAAAGACCACGAGAAGAAGGUCACGUUGCAUGUCAAGUGGAGCUUGCUGUAUAAGCCGGAACUCCACGAGGGCAACAUCUCUCCGGACCCAAAAGCAGACUUCAAGAUCUACGACCGAGUAGUGUGCGUCGCUAAGCACAUGACUGUGCCUCUAGGAGCCAAGGGCACCAUCACCGCGGUGUACCAGCCAGCUGACUCCAACACUGUCAGGCUGUCUGACAAGUUGAACGUGGAGCCCAGUUACCAAGUUAUGUUUGAUGAACCUUUCGAAGGAGGCAUGCUCGAGGAUCUCUUUGAGGAAACUAGGUUUUAUAGGAUGCAGCCAAGCACCAUGGUGAACAUCUCGUACGGGCGCAAGCUGCGCGCGGCGGUGGCGCCGGCGCCGGACCCGACGCACGUGUUCGGCGUGGCCAGCCCGCCCGCGCUGCUGCGGCGCCAUGAUGGACACCACUCCGCCUUCGCCAGCUACAGCCCGUCGGGAGAGGUCAAGACGCCUGUUGACAACCCGCACAACACACCCAGUGUUCCGGCCAACAUCAGCCCCACUCAGAAUGCACAACAGCAAGACAACGCGACCCACCUCCUGCGCAGCCUGUUGAAGAUCAGCGAGAACGAGACGGACAGUGCCAAGCGGAAUAAGAAUUCAGUGGAGCAACAAAACUGGCGGAUCAAGAACGAAACGAACAACACGCCCGCCCCGCCACCGCCACAAAGGGUCCAGCAACCGAACUGGCGUAAAGAGAACGCGUCUUCGUUCCCCAACCCGAGACCACAGCAGCCUUAUCCCAACGAGUGGACCAACGCUAACUUUAAGGGCCAACCACCGCACCCGCCAUUCCCAACCUUCGGCCAACCAGUGCCCAACCAGAUCCCAUACCCGCAGUUCCAAAACCCCCACUUCCAACAACGCAACCACCCCUCUUAUCCCGGGAACCAACCUCCUUACCACAACCGGCUGCCGCACCCCGGCAGCCAGCCGCCGCACCCCCCGGGCCAGCCCGCUCACUCCGGGUUCCCGAAACACCUACCCAGUGUCAGCGGCAAUGUGACCCUAGCACCUAGUUGGAAUAAGGACCACAGUCAGUUCCAACACGACGUUGAUAAAGACGGGAAGCGCACGAACAAUCCACAAACAGCGGGCAGCAAGCAGGACAAGAUAAACAAUCCCUUCGUGCCGCUGCAGGUGCAGACCAGCCAACGACGAGUACAAAACACGAGCGGACAAUCAGGCCGGAGAAACAUGCAGGGCAUGCAGCCACCACAGUCUGUGGUGCCGCAGCCACAACCAUUCAACCAGCCGAUGCCUCAACAACAGAACUCGUCGCGUCCGCAGCGGAAACGGAAGCCGAGGAUAGCCGCCAACCUGCCCUUCCAGACGGACUAACCUCCUCCAGCACUUACAACCAAGUAGACCGCAGCCGUUCAGAAAUCAGGCAAACACUUCAAAUUUCUAUAUGCUUUGGUGUUUGAAAGAAACAAACUGACGUAGGGUGGUAUUAAUAAACUAAUCUCAGGUUAGAGACUGCCCUCAAGAUCAUGUCAAUGUGACAGUUCCCAUAAAAAAACAGAAACUUGAGCAUGAUCUUAAGGUCAGUCUCAGCUGAGAUUAGUUCAUUAAUACUACAUAGAUCGCAAAAAAAAAUAUUGUGCGCCGCAAGGCAAACAUGAAGAACCUGUAUUUAUAUUACUCAUGUUUAAGCAAAUAAAUUAUCUUUAUCUUUUAAUACCAACCGUAGAUAUAAAUAAAAAAGUGAUUGUUCAAGAUCUCGAUAGGGAGGUUUUUUUAUCAUACAAAGUUUUACUGCCUUGGAAAAUCACCAAACAAAGCAUGAUACAUAGUGAUACUUGAUGAUAUUGCGACUGUAUCUUACAUACAUACAUAAGAUCGCGCCUACUUCCCGUCGGGGUAGGCAGAGUCCACGGAAUUCCAUUUACUAACAUCCUAACACCACUUUCACUUUUGAGGGCGGUAACUUAGAUAAAGUCAUCCGGCAUCGAAGAUUCGAGUAGCGCUGUAUAUGAGAGACCUUCAGUUUAAUCAGACCUCUUCCUUCAUCAACUAGAGGGGGGUAUGGAGCAAACUCCACUAGACUGUUCCAUUGCAGGUUUAUGAUGGAAGGAGCCGAAAUUCAAAACUAUAAGCAAUCAUUUCUGAAGUACGUAAAGUAUUAACAAAACUCUAGACCGCCCGCCACUUCGGUUACCAAGUAGCCUAUAGUACUCAGGACUAACGUAGCUUUCUAUAGGUGAAAAGUUUUCACAA
Messenger RNA from Pectinophora gossypiella (pink bollworm), 5708 nucleotides. It is a transcript of the gene pcm, whose product is annotated as 5'-3' exoribonuclease 1. Lineage: Eukaryota; Metazoa; Arthropoda; Insecta; Lepidoptera; Gelechiidae. Gene Ontology annotation, molecular function: RNA binding; 5'-3' RNA exonuclease activity. Gene Ontology annotation, cellular component: nucleus. The coding region runs from base 231 to 4829 and encodes 1532 amino acids. The transcript has 33 exons. Gene Ontology annotation, biological process: rRNA catabolic process; nuclear-transcribed mRNA catabolic process. The record is from RefSeq and is a predicted model, not a curated record.